GAGCAUUGUGGGAUCCCCUCGGUCGGUGCCGCUCGGUGGCUACCGCUUGCGGCCUGCGGUGAUCAACGAGGCCCGGGGAGCGCGUCCCCAGCCUGCGCGCCGGUCCUGCGGCAGCUGGCCAAGACCCGGAGCCGAAAGGGAGUGUUGGAGCCUGAGGUCGCUCCGCGCCGCUAGGAGGACGCUGUGCCUGGCCUUGGAUCUCCGCUCCCGCCCACCGCCCUGGAGCCGCUGAGGGACGUCCACGUGGGCCUGUCCCCGCCGAACCGCGGCCCUGUCCGCCUGGCGCUGCUCUCGGGCCACUACCUCUACUACCACUACGGCUGCGACGGCCUGGACGACCGCGGCUGGGGCUGCGGCUACCGCACUCUGCAGACGCUGUGCUCGUGGCCGGAGGGCCAGCCCGCGGGCGUACCUGGAUUGGCCGCUGUGCAGGCGGCCCUGGAGGACAUGGGCGACAAGCCCCCCGGCUUCCGGGGCUCCCGGGACUGGAUCGGCUGCGUGGAGGCCAGCCUCUGCCUCGCUCACUUCGGAGGGCCCCAGGGACGCCUCUGCCACAUACCCCGGGGAGCGGGGCUGCACGGGGAGCUGGAGAGGCUUUACUCCCACUUCGCAGGGGGCGGAGGCCCAGUCAUGGUUGGGGGGGACGCAGAUGCCAGGUCCAAGGCCUUGCUGGGAGUCUGCGUCGGGUCAGGCACGGAAGCCUAUGUCCUGGUAUUGGAUCCUCACUACUGGGGCACUCCAAAAAGCCCCAGUGAACUACAGGCUGCUGGGUGGGUGGGCUGGCAAGAGGUGAGUGCAGCCUUUGACCCCAACUCCUUCUACAACCUGUGCUUGACCAGCCUUAGCUCCCAACAGCAGCAGCACACCUUGGACUGAGGGCGCAGUUACAGAACUGAGAUUCUCGGGUCCCAGACAUGCACCUAUGUACCUCCCACUGGUGUCCCUGCAGAGCCCGGCACUUUUGACAUAAUAAAAGUGGCAGGGCUGAGCAA
Molecule: messenger RNA, 992 nt
Organism: Pongo pygmaeus (Bornean orangutan)
Lineage: Eukaryota; Metazoa; Chordata; Mammalia; Primates; Hominidae
Gene: UFSP1
Product: UFM1 specific peptidase 1
Exons: 1
Coding region: 448-876 (142 amino acids)
Molecular function (GO): deUFMylase activity
Source: RefSeq, a predicted model, not a curated record